Molecule: messenger RNA, 3093 nt
Organism: Trichoderma citrinoviride
Lineage: Eukaryota; Fungi; Ascomycota; Sordariomycetes; Hypocreales; Hypocreaceae
Product: N-terminal binuclear Zn cluster-containing/DNA binding domain-containing protein
Exons: 2
Coding region: 1-3093 (1030 amino acids)
Biological process (GO): DNA-templated transcription; regulation of DNA-templated transcription
Molecular function (GO): DNA binding; zinc ion binding; DNA-binding transcription factor activity, RNA polymerase II-specific
Source: RefSeq, a predicted model, not a curated record
AUGACAACGCUGCUCAACAACCCGCCGGAUUCGGGUCCCCCGCCACGGCAGAUUCGCUUCGUACAUAACCAGGGCCAGCCGCCCUCCAAGCGACGCAGGAUCAAUGCAGCAUGCUUGACCUGUCGAAGACGAAAGACGAGAUGCGCCGGCGAACGACCGCUGUGCUCGACAUGCACUAAGAACGGCCACCAAUGCUUGGGCUAUCCGGAGGACAGGAAAGACGGCGAGGGCGCGCCAAGGACAGGCGACGAGGAUGGAGCUUCAACGGAGGAUGCCAACCAAGGCGAUGACGACGCCGUGGCCAGGAAACGCGCUGCUUCGGGGCCCGCGAAUCGUCCGACGUCUUCUGGAGGAGGCAACCUGCAAGCUACGCCUGCUGUCGCUGGGGCCUCCGCUUCACGACCGCCGCGGCGCAAUAUCAAACAGACCAUCGAACUCGGCGCCGACGCCAACCCAAGCGACGCAGAGCCGCAGCAGUCGCCCGUGAUGCAUCAGCACCACCACAAGCACCAUUACCAUCACCAUCAUCAGGCUCAUCUCUCCGUCACAUCCGAUGACUUGCCUAGCUCGCCCACCCUCCGCCGAUCCGCCCCCAGUCGUCGCAUCCCUUAUUUCCGCUACUUUGGCUCCACGGCCAUCGUCCCCGGAUUCAAGCAAAUGGUCGUCUCCGUUCGCGACCGCCGCCGUUCGACGGGAGGCUCACAUUCAGGAGCCUCUCUCCAUUCGACUCCCAGCGGCGCGUUAGCCAGCGGCUCGGCCAUCGACAGCGACAUCGUCCGCGAAGACAUUCCCUCCUACGACCCCAACAACUCCGCCCCCGUCCAUCCCUUGAUUAUCCAGCUAGUCAACACCUUCUUCAUUCACGUCGGGUGCAACUAUCCUUUCCUCCAGAAAGACAAGUUUCUGCGCCAUGUCAAGGAGAAACGGGUCGAGCCGAUACUGGUCGAUGCAGUCUGCGCCAUCGCGGCGCGCUUCUCAGAUCACCACAUCCUAACGGGCGGCAACGACAAGAUGCCCCGGACCGAGAGGGGCCAGGUCUUUGCGCAGAGGGCCCGGCAGGCCACCGUCGACACCUUCCCUUGUCCUUCUGUGGGCGCAGUCCAAGCUUGCCUGCUGAUGGCAUACGAGGGCUUUGGAGAGAACCAGGACAGCGCGCUGUGGAUGUACCUGGGCUUGGCCAUUCGCAUGGCAGUCGAUCUUGGCCUUCAAAAGUGCGUGGGUAUCCAGUAUCAGGGCGAAAAGGAUCCUUGGUAUACCCGGCAUCGAAGUCGGGUUAAUGACGACGACCAUGACAGCCCGGAGGCGCACAAGGUGGACGGCGUCGAUGCACUCAGCCCGGAGGAACAGAAGGAGGUGGAACAGGAGCGCAUGUAUACGUUCUGGUCCGUCUUCAUCUUGGACCGGGUCAUAUCUUCCGGUACUGGACGGCCGGUGACGAUCCGCGACGGUGACUACGAGCUCGCCAUUCCCGAGUCCAGCAACGACCUGGCUACCGGCUGGCCAAACCCCUUUCCCGUUUUCAUCCAAAUCAUCAACCUCUAUGGCCAAGUGUGCGAUGUGCUGAACAAUCUUCGCGAUGCCCAGGACCUCACGCAGGACAAGUGGGAUCAGCUGUCCGAGAUGGAGCAUCGGCUGACGAAAAUGUACAAACACUGGGACCCGCGGCUACAGUUCAACGUCAACAAUUUCAAGACGUAUCUCGGCAUGGGUCAAGGCACCAACUUUAUCCUCCUCCACUUUUGGUUCCACGCGCUCUUCAUCAUCCUACAUCAACCGACUCUACUUACCCCCUUUUGCGAACUGAGGAGCGAGCUUCAGCUGCUCUCUGACAGCCGUGAGCUGAGCAUGAGCAGCGCCAAAACUAUAUGUGACAUUUUGUCCUUUGCCGACUUGAUAGAUCCAACGAGUUUUAUAGGCAAUCCGUUCACAAAUCAGCCCAUCUAUAUUGCGGCGUGCGCCUUUCUCAUGGAAUCGAGCGCCAACAAUGCCUCGGAGGGCUCGUCCAGGGAGGGAUCGCCUCCCACUCAGGGGAGCCGCUCUAAGCAGCAAACAAAGCACAUGAACAAGCAAUCUCGGCAUUCGCUUCUCGCGUCGGCCGCCAAUCAAAACUAUCAGCGAUGCUACAAUUCCCUACAGCAGAUCCAGGCAUACUGGGGCGGCGUAGGGUACAUUCUCACCGCGCUGGAUCAGAAAUCAAAGGGCAAGUGGGACUGUGAGACGUAUACCGUGGAGGAAUACGAGAGCACCAAGCUGCCUCCUCCGCGGCCGUCGAUUGGCGAGCAGCUCUCCCGGUUCGAGAAGCAGUCCUCGCCCAAGAUUGCCGGCUCGCCGAUCGCAUGGAGUCUUUCCGGAACGGCCAAUUCGCCCAACUCCAGCUUGACGCUCAUGUAUCAGGCUCUCAACGCCAGCAGCGGAGGCCACACCGGUUUCCCCCCUCCUGCGCCGCACACCAUGGCGAGGGCUGCGAACGGUUCGUCGCCGGGGAGCAUCACGUUGGACCCUAUUCGACACACGAUGCCGGAAGUGGGCAUGUUUACGCCGACGGUUCCGCAGCCAAACAUGUCCGCCAUUAGGAACUCUCCUCGGCGGCCGUAUGCUGCCAGCUCGAUGAACGCUGCUGGUGCGAACAACUCGCGCAAUCAGCAUGUGAUGGGAUUUGAAGACAUUCCAGAAGAGUCGCCGGAGACGAAGGGCCUGAUGUCGACUUACACAACAUCAGGCCAGGGAUACGACGCAUAUACUACGAGUGUAUCCCCGACCAGCGGCAACUCUGGCGGCAUGGUCAGUUCUUCCACGGCCGUGACGAGCGCUCCCGGGGGAAACAGCACGAACUCGAAUGCAAACAGCAGCAGCAGCAGCAGCAACAACAACAACAACAUGUAUUUCGCACAAAGCAUGGCGUAUCAGGCGGCCUGGGGCCCGAUGACGGGCAGUAACAUGGACGCCAUCACGUUCGACAGCCAGGACAUUGACAUUGAGGCCCUGGGGCUGCAGCAGCCGGAUCUGAUGGGCGGGUGGCUGGAGUAUCUCCCCAGUGACGUGCUGGGGCUGUUUGAUGAGCAUGGCGAGUCUGGGCAGGGCAGCGGCCAUUAA